Messenger RNA from Olea europaea var. sylvestris, 1900 nucleotides. Its product is annotated as probable sugar phosphate/phosphate translocator At3g17430. The transcript is spliced from 10 exons. Gene Ontology annotation, cellular component: Golgi apparatus; trans-Golgi network; endosome. The record is from RefSeq and is a predicted model, not a curated record. Gene Ontology annotation, molecular function: antiporter activity. Lineage: Eukaryota; Viridiplantae; Streptophyta; Magnoliopsida; Lamiales; Oleaceae. Bases 452 to 1600 code for a protein of 382 amino acids.
ACUCCGAAACGUACAUUUCAGCACGCAUUAUUGAGCCACCCAACCCCACAGCUCAAUGUCACUGCACGUACAUUUUCUGCACUGUAGCUUGAGAUCCGAAGAGGUUCUUUUCUUCCACUCAUCAAAUUCACCUGAUACGCACGUCAACUAAACUUUUGCACUAAGAUCUAGCAGCGAAAUUUUUGAUCGACAUUUCUGCGUCGUUGUUGGAAUUAUACGUACAUUUUCUGAUUUUCAGGUUCAGUAGAUGUCUGUUCGUGUUACAAAUACUGCUGGUUUGCUAAGAAAAUGGCAUGUUCAUCAUCUAUCAAACAAUGAAUAGCAACGGUUGAGUUAGCAAUACCUCAACUCUGUCUAGAACUCUUCUAGAGUUCAAAUACUUAAGUCUUGACGAAGUUUGGUCAGCUAGAACUCCCUGACGUGAUUGCUUACGGGAAACUAAAUAGAUACAAUGGUCAGCAAACAACAUUUGUUGACCUACUUGUAUCUUUUGGUCUACAUAUUGUUGUCCUCAGGAGUUAUUUUGUACAACAAGUGGGUUCUCUCGCCAAAAUAUUUCAACUUCCCAUUUCCAAUAACGCUUACCAUGAUUCAUAUGGGCUUUUCAAGCUUGGUUGCAUUUUUUCUAAUACGCGUUUUCAAGAUUGUAGCACCCGUCAAGAUGACGUUUGAAAUAUACGCCACAUGUGUGAUUCCUAUCAGUGCAUUCUUUGCAUCAAGUCUCUGGUUUGGGAAUACUGCUUAUUUGUUUAUAUCCGUGGCCUUCAUCCAGAUGCUCAAAGCCCUAAUGCCAGUGGCUACAUUUCUCAUGGCUGUUAUUUGCGGAACUGACAAGUUAAGAUGUGAUGUAUUCUUGAACAUGGUCUUGGUCAGUGUUGGCGUAGUUGUAUCCUCCUAUGGUGAAAUCCACUUCAACAUUGUGGGUACAGUAUACCAGGUUACAGGAAUAUUUGCUGAAGCUCUUAGAUUGGUCUUAACCCAAGUUCUACUCCAAAAGAAGGGCUUAACACUCAAUCCCAUCACGAGCUUAUAUUACAUUGCUCCCUGCAGUUUUGUUUUUCUCUUUGUUCCUUGGUGUCUUCUGGAGAAGUCUGAAAUGGAAGUAUCACAGAUCCAAUUCAAUUAUUGGAUAUUCUUCUCAAAUGCACUUUGCGCCCUGGCUUUGAAUUUCUCAAUUUUUUUGGCGAUUGGUAGAACUAGUGCAGUAACCAUGCGAGUAGCUGGUGUCCUAAAAGACUGGAUACUUAUUGCCCUUUCAACAGUUAUUUUUCCUGAAUCAACAAUCACCAAUCUAAAUAUCAUUGGCUAUGCAAUUGCCUUGUGUGGUGUUGUCAUGUACAACUACUUGAAGCUCAGGGAUGUCCAUUUAUCACAGACUUCUGUAGAGAGUAUUGCAGAACGAGUAGCGAAGGACCUUAAGAUGGAAAAGAAGUCAUCUGAUCUGUACGUCCCUGAUGACCUAAUGAACGAUAGCAGUGGAGGCAAGACCGGCUGGAAUGCUUCCCCCCUGGAUUUACACGGGGACGAAGAAUCACCUCUAGUUCCUUCUUCUAGGGUUUCUCAUCUGGGGCGAAACCAACUAAGCAUCCACAAAGCAUGAGUCAAAUUAUUAUCUCUUGUGGCUUCGCUGUCAUUUUAGAGUGAAUUUACAUGUUAGAAAAGGUGAAACAGUGGAUAAGAUCAGGUCUGAAACAUACAUCCAUCUCUUUCUGUGAAAUAUUACCAUUCUUUACUGAGCGUGAUGCGAUCGAUAUUUUUCUCUGAUUCGUUGGAAAUGUAGUUAAAGCAUGUAAUGAAAUUUUAGUGUGUUUUGCAUGGUUCUUUGGUAUCUCUAAACUCAUUAUACUAUUUUCGAGGAUUCGCAGAAUUGCAAUAGAGGACAGCUAACAGGUUUAUAGUC